GCUGCGCCGAGUCGCCGGCGAGCGGGCGUCGCCCCUCCCGCGGGCCCGCGCCCUCACCCCGGCCCUCGUUUACUGAAUCUCUCGUGACUCGUCGACGCCGGCAAACUCGACCGACCUCUUUUCGCAAGCUAACGUCGCAGCCGCGUCCGUUUCCCGCCGCGAACUGCGUUCGAUCUUCGCGUGACUCCAUCCCGCCUGAACUUACUUCGGUUACAUUGUUUUACAAAUUUAACAGAGUUUUAACGCGAUGUAGACAUUGGGUAUUCCAAUGCGUUCGAAGCUAGUCAAGUAGUAGGUGAGUCGAAGUUCGCGCGCGAGUGCGAUGCGUGUGAGUGCGCGCGGUUGCGGGCGAGCAUGGCCGGGCGCGCUUCCGGCUGCGUAGGCGCGGACUGCGAUGGAUUGCUGCAACUACGGCGAGUACCGCGGGCCGGCGUACGGCGCGGGCGCGGGCGCGGGUACCGGCUGGGACGGCUACGGCUACGCGCCGCUGCCCUACGCGCCCUACGCGCACGCCUACUACUCGCCGCACGCGCACGACCCCUACAUGCGCUACUACCGCUACGAUUACCCCGCCCACCACGUGCACCAUAAUGAUCAUGCAAUGCCCAUGGACUAUGGCGCGUACGCACUGAAAGAAGCGCGGACGCGACGAGCUUCCGCACGCAGGGAGUUACGCACGCAGCCUCCCGCACAUCUGCCCCUACCGCACACGCCACCAUUAGAAUGUGGAGUAAAUGGACGUGGAUCAGGAUACUGCGAACCGCAGAUGUGGCCAUCCUAUCAGAUGGGAAUGGUAGGAAAUGGUGGCUGGGGCGGAGCAAGUGCUAUGAGUGGCUCAUGGGCUUCUCGAAGUAUGUGUUCCCGGGAGCCAAUGCGAUACGCUAAUGAUUGCCGUCUAGUGAAAAGUUCCAAUUAUCAUCCCGCGAAUUUCGUAUGUGCUCAGGGUGGAAGAUCUACACCUUAUCCGCCAUACGAAGAUUCUCAGUACAACGGGGACAACGGAGCAAAACAAAAUAACAUGCAAGAGUUUUCUGGACGAACCAUUACUCCGUCGGAAGCAGCUCGCCCCGUGCGCGAACAUAUAAUCAAAGAACAGCGGCGCGCUCCUCCCGAAGAGAAGCGGCCUCCGGUCGUACCUCUCCCAGCCUUCCAGCAAGCCUUCGGUUCUACCGAAAUCGGUAAAUUUGCUGAGGCAUUCAGCCGCGCUGAGGUCGCGCACGAAACUGAGGAGUCCUCUGAUAACUUCAUGUUCGAAUCGUUCCACGACUGGGAUGGGCCGCCUGAACUGCAAUGGACCUCACAGCCCGCAUCCCGGGAAAUAAAAUGUGAAGACAACUUUUGAGGAUGGCUUCACUUUAGUGCUAAUUCCAGGCAGUUACGCCUUAUAGGUAAUUAGAUAAUUUUUAGUUCCACCACCACGUUGCCAAAAUGAAGUAGCCCGGUGUCGGAGUUACCCCGACAUCAUAGAACUAGGAUGUGAUACAAAAUUUUUUAAUGUGUACGAUGUCAAAGAAAUAGUGGGGUGACUUUUAAUUCAUAUACAUAAUAUUAUGAUAUAAUAUUAUAUUAUAUAGAACAAAAUAGUUAUUCCCUUUUAACUAGUUUUAGAGAGAACUUAAGAGAUAAGAGGAUUAACCGUUAGUGUGGGAUGAGGGAAUGUAGGCAGGUUUGGCGAUUAGAUAAAAAAUGAAUCAAGAUUCAAUGUGCCUUUAAUGGAAGAGCCCGGCCCCGCAUCGCGCGGCGUCCUCCCCCCGACCCAAAUCGCUACGGAUGUCGAUAUCAUAAUUACAAUAGCAAUUUUAGGGACCAACGUUUAGACAAAUAUACACGACCCUGUCGCGUACACGACCUAUGCGCAAUAAGCUCAACGAAACGAAAGGUUCAGUCAGGGAGUUUAACGAAAUUUAUAGGAACCCUAGUUGAAAAAUUAUGAAUACUGAAUGCAGAUAAAGGAUCUGUCGUAAAUAUUAAUCGCAAAUAUUAUUAUUAAUUUUUAAUAGCUAAAACUAAACCGCGAAUUUAUUGCGGUUUAUGGUUAUAUAAAAGGUAAAAUUUACCAAUACCUGAUUAUAAUAAAAUAAGUAAUAUUCGCUAUAAUAAUAUAGACUAGGUGAAGAGUUAUAUACCUAAUGCAUUGUUUAUCCAACAGAGAGUUAGAUUUAAUUAAAAUAAUCUAUGGUAAAGCCUUCCUUUACACCAUGCAGAGUCAAGCUAGAGUGCCUACUGCAUAAUUAUAAUGUGUGGUACAAUAAUUAAUUAAAAAUAAUCCUACGGCUGAAUUCGUGUACUAUUUUUUCGGUAUAAACUUGACUAGUUUUAACCACGACUCAUAAGCUAGUUUUUAUGAUGUUCUCGAAAAGGAACU
Pararge aegeria (speckled wood butterfly) is the source of this 2365-nucleotide messenger RNA. RefSeq lists its product as uncharacterized. The transcript is spliced from 5 exons. Bases 395 to 1342 code for a protein of 315 amino acids. The record is from RefSeq and is a predicted model, not a curated record. NCBI's taxonomy places the organism in Eukaryota, Metazoa, Arthropoda, Insecta, Lepidoptera, Nymphalidae.